Paramecium sonneborni is the source of this 556-nucleotide messenger RNA. The record is from the annotation of a GenBank genome assembly. Lineage: Eukaryota; Ciliophora; Oligohymenophorea; Peniculida; Parameciidae.
AUUAAUGUAGUUAGCAAAUUCAAUGAGGACAAGAGAAGAAAUAGAAUACUUAGAGAAUGAAGUGUAUCCAAAAUUACAUAUAGCUUUGGUGUAACUAAUAGAUCAUGUAGUAAAGACAGAAGAGGUGAGAAAGCAUCAAGAAAGAUUAAAGAAAAUAAAAAUAUUUGAUCGUAUAGAAUAAAAGAAAGUAGAGAAACAAAGGUUGAAAAAUGAGUUAGGAUCGGCUUAUGAAUCAUCAUCUUAAGGUUCUGGAGAUUAGGAAGAUUUUGGAGGAAUAAGUUAAUAGUAAAUAAAAAAUAAUGAUGAAUCGAUAUUUCCAAUAAACAAUCAAAUUCAAGGUCCAACAGGAAUUUCUAUAGAUGAUUUGAGUCCUUAGGAGAUGAAAAAAGAGAUAAAUCUAGCAUUGAAUCAAAUUCAAGAGGAUCAAGAGGAUGAGGAAGCACCAGAUUAACAGGAAUUAGAGCAUUUGAAACUGUAAAUGAAGUAAUAAAGAGAAGCCUUAGAAUUUAAUCCUUUGAUUUAUUUAGCACAUUUAUUAAGAGAAUAGUAGAAAUGA